Messenger RNA from Cinclus cinclus, 2487 nucleotides. RefSeq names its product ubiquitin like with PHD and ring finger domains 1 (gene UHRF1). The record is from RefSeq and is a predicted model, not a curated record. The transcript is spliced from 16 exons. Gene Ontology annotation, biological process: negative regulation of gene expression via chromosomal CpG island methylation. NCBI's taxonomy places the organism in Eukaryota, Metazoa, Chordata, Aves, Passeriformes, Cinclidae. The coding region runs from base 1 to 2385 and encodes 794 amino acids. Gene Ontology annotation, molecular function: protein binding; ubiquitin protein ligase activity.
AUGUGGAUCCAGGUGCGCACCAUGGACGGCAGCCAGACGCACCGCGUGGACUCGCUCUCCAAGCUCACCAAGGUGGAGGGGCUGCGCCUGCGGAUACACGAGGUGUUCGGCGUGGAGCCCCAGCGGCAGCGGCUCUUCUACCGCGGCAAGCAGAUGGAAGAUGGGCACUCCCUGUUCGAUUACAACGUGGGGCUCAACGACAUCGUUCAGCUGCUGGUCAGACAAAGCCCAGCCCUGCUGCCUGCAGCCGGCAAGGAGAAGGACUCGGAGCUCUCGGACAGCGACUCCGGCUGCGGCUCCGGCCCCAGCGAGUCCGACAAAAGCUCCCACAACGGGGAGGGGGCCCUGGAGCUGGAGGCACAGCCCAGCACAGCAGCUCAGCCCCUCUGGACAGACCCCGGCUUUGGCCUCUACAAGAUCAAUGACUUGGUGGAUGCUCGGGACACGGACAUGGGAGCGUGGUUUGAAGCCCAGGUUGUGAAUGUGACCAGGAAAAAACCCAGCAGUCAAUCAGCUGAGAGCUGCACAGAUCCUGACCAGCCCACAGCUGUCCCUGAAGAAGAUGUAAUUUAUCAUGUGAAAUAUGACGAUUAUCCUGAGAAUGGGGUGGUGCAGAUGAGCUCUGGGAACGUUCGGGCUCGGGCUAGGACCAUCCUCAAGUGGCACCAGCUGGAGGUGGGGCAGGUGGUGAUGGUCAACUACAACCCUGAUGAGCCCAAGGAGAGGGGAUUCUGGUACGAUGCUGAGAUCCUGCAGAAAAGGGAAACAAAAAUGACCAGGGAGCUCAAUGCAAAGAUAUUACUUGGGGAAGCUGGUGAUUCCUUGAAUGACUGCACAAUUAUAUUAGUGGAUGAAAUCUAUAAAAUUGAAGAGCCAGGCACUGCUUCUCCCAUCAGCACUGGUACCCCAAAACGACAGAGUGGACCCGUGUGUAAGGCCUGCAAGGACAACCCAAACAAGACCUGCAGGGUCUGUGCCUGUCACAUCUGUGGGGGGAAGCAGGAUCCAGACAAGCAGCUCAUGUGUGACGAGUGUGACAUGGCCUUCCACAUCUACUGCCUGAACCCUCCCCUCAGCAGGAUCCCAGAUGAGGACUGGUAUUGCCCUGAAUGUCGAAAUGAUGCAAGUGAGGUGGUUUUAGCAGGAGAGAAAUUAAAAGAAAGUAAAAAGAAACAAAAGAUGGCAUCUGCUAAUUCCUCCUCCCGGAGAGACUGGGGCAAGGGCAUGGCGUGUGUGGGGCGCACCAAGGAAUGCACCAUUGUCCCCUCCAACCACUAUGGACCAAUUCCUGGCAUCCCUGUUGGCACCAUGUGGAAAUUCAGAGUUCAGGUGAGCGAGUCUGGGGUGCACAGGCCCCACGUGGCAGGGAUCCAUGGCAGGAGCAACGAUGGGGCCUAUUCCUUGGUGCUGGCAGGAGGAUAUGAGGAUGACAUCGACCACGGGAAUUCCUUCACCUACACAGGGAGUGGAGGGCGAGACCUGUCGGGGAACAAGCGCACGGCAGAGCAGUCCUGUGAUCAAAAACUCACCAACAUGAACAGGGCCCUGGCUCUGAACUGCAGUGCCCCCAUCAAUGACAAGCACGGGGCAGAGGCCAAGGACUGGCGUGCGGGGAAGCCGGUGCGGGUGGUCAGGAACGUCAAGGGGGGCAAGCACAGCAAGUAUGCUCCCCUGGAGGGCAACAGAUACGACGGCAUCUACAAGGUUGUGAAAUACUGGCCUGAGACAGGGAAAUCUGGGUUUCUAGUGUGGCGUUACUUGCUCAGGAGGGAUGAUGAAGAACCUGCUCCUUGGACCAAAGAGGGAAAGGACAGGAUGAAAAAGCUUGGCCUGACAAUGCAGUAUCCUGAAGGAUAUUUGGAAGCUGUUGCAAACAAAGAUAAGGAAAAAGAAAAUAAUGGAGAUGAUGAGUUUGAUAACCCAGGGAAAGGGAAGAGGAAAAGGAAAUCAGCAGGUGGGGAGGAAAACCUUGUCACCUCUCCAGCAGGGUCUCCAAAGAAAACGAAAGUUGAGCCAUACAAGCUGACAUCCCAGCAGAAAUCCCUUAUCAAAAGUGAUGAAGCCAAUGAAAAACUGUGGAAUGAAGUGCUAGAGGCUCUCAAAGAUGGACCGGUACCUUGGGCUUUCCCCCCAGCUGUAAAAUUUCUGAAUAAAGUGGAGGAGGCCUUCUUGUGUAUCUGCUGUCAGGAGGUCGUGUUCCGGCCAGUCACCACCGUGUGCCAGCACAACGUCUGCAAGGACUGCCUGGACAGGUCCUUCAAGGCCUCGGUGUUCAGCUGCCCCGCGUGUCGCUACGAGCUGGGGCGCAGUUACAGCAUGGAGGUGAACGAGGCCCUGCAGAGCGUCCUGGCCCAGCUCUUCCCCGGCUACGGCAGCGGCCGAUGAUCCCCCAGAGCACUUCUCCCUCCUUCCCUCCCCUGCCUUCCCCACACCUGCCGCGGGCUUAAUUUAAAACAAACAAAAAAAAAAAGGUAGUUUGUGUUUUCU